This is a messenger RNA of Microtus ochrogaster (prairie vole), 2796 nucleotides long. RefSeq names its product tubulin tyrosine ligase like 9 (gene Ttll9). The record is from RefSeq and is a predicted model, not a curated record. Gene Ontology annotation, molecular function: tubulin-glutamic acid ligase activity; ATP binding; tubulin binding. Gene Ontology annotation, biological process: protein polyglutamylation; microtubule cytoskeleton organization. Lineage: Eukaryota; Metazoa; Chordata; Mammalia; Rodentia; Cricetidae. Gene Ontology annotation, cellular component: ciliary basal body.
CCAAGCGCAGGUGGCCGGUUGGUUUGGGCCCAUGUCAUGUCGCGACAGAAGAAUCAAAGUUUCAAGGGCCAUGGAUUGUCAAAAGGAAAAGAGCGAGAGCCAAGAACGUUAAUCCGCUUCAAGACCACACUCAUGAACACUCUCAUGGACGUUCUGCGCCACAGGCCCGGAUGGGUAGAAGUGAAAGACGAAGGUGAGUGGGAUUUCUACUGGUGUGACGUCAGCUGGCUGCGUGAGAACUUUGACCACACCUACAUGGAUGAGCACGUGCGGAUCAGCCACUUCCGGAACCACUAUGAGCUUACCAGGAAGAACUACAUGGUGAAGAACCUCAAGCGCUUCCGGAAGCAGCUGGAGCGCGAGGCGGGGAAGGUGGAGGCAGCCAAGUGCGACUUCUUCCCCAAAACCUUUGAGAUGCCCUGCGAGUACCAUCUGUUUGUGGAGGAGUUCCGCAAGAACCCUGGAAUCACCUGGAUCAUGAAGCCAGUCGCCCGGUCUCAGGGGAAGGGCAUCUUUCUCUUCCGGAGACUGAAGGACAUCAUGGAUUGGAGGAAGGGCACUGUGGGGAAGAAGCUCACCAUUGUGGAGGCGCAGCCUAACCGUGCCAACGUGAACCCCUCAGGCAGCCAUGACACGAAGAGUUCUGAUGACCAGAAAGAGGAGAUACCAGUGGAGAACUAUGUGGCUCAGCGUUACGUGGAAAACCCCUACCUGAUAGGAGGCCGCAAGUUCGACCUGCGAGUCUAUGUUCUGGUGAUGUCGUACAUCCCUCUGCGGGCUUGGCUGUACCGUGAUGGCUUUGCCCGAUUCUCCAACACCCGCUUCACACUGAAUAGCAUCGAUGACCAUUAUGUUCACCUCACCAAUGUCGCCGUGCAGAAGACAUCUCCUGACUACCACCCCAAAAAGGGCUGCAAAUGGAUGAUCCAGCGCUUCCGACAGUACCUGGCCUCCAAACACGGUCCCGAGGCCGUAGAGAGGCUCUUCAGGGACAUGGACAACAUCUUCAUCAGGAGCCUGCAGAGCGUGCAGAAGGUGAUCAUCAGCGACAAGCACUGCUUCGAGCUGUACGGCUAUGACAUCCUCGUCGACCAGGACCUCAAGCCGUGGCUUCUAGAAGUCAACGCAUCUCCUUCGCUGACAGCCAGCAGCCAGGAGGACUAUGAACUCAAGACCUGCCUGCUGGAAGACACCCUGCAUGUGGUGGACAUGGAGGCCAGACUCACAGGAAGGGAGAAGAGAGUCGGGGGCUUCGACCUCAUGUGGAAUGACGGCCCUGUCAGCAGAGAGGAGGGGCCUUCUGACCUAUCAGGGAUGGGAAACUUUGUGACCAACACACACUUAGGAUGCGUCAAUGAUCGGAAGGAGCAGCUGAGACAGUUGUUCCGAUCCCUUCAAGUGCAGAAGAAAGCUCCUGGCUGACCUCAGGCAGGCAGGAGGCCCUGGCAGGUGCCGUCCUGGCCUCUCACAACAGGACUCCUCUGGCACAGCAUACCUGUUCUCACCUCCCUCCAUCCUGGCAGCUAUUUUAAUGGAGAGGCAGCCUCUGCUUGCUACUUAGACCAGACACCCUAGACUCCCCACUUUAGUACCGCCCCCCCAUCUCUGAAGCAGGGACAGUCAAUCCUUGGGACUUGGGGGGUGGGGGGCUCAUCCUUGACAGAUUGUUGACUGGGCCUAAGGAGGUCAAGCAGCAAGUCCUGCCUCCCAGAGAGCAUGUCUAAUAAAGCAUAGACAGUGAGGCACUGAGCACUGAGCCUGGUUCUGGAUGCCACUGGCAUUUUGAUGUCUCUUUGGUCACGGUGAAGGGUCCGUUGGGCUAGGAAACUUGUCUUUAAGCUAUGAUUAUAAAGUAAAUGAUUUUAGAUUGCCCGUUGGAAGCCUGGGAGGGUGCCAAGCCUGUCCUUUGCGAUGCCCUGAUUCACAAGAACCGGGCCAUGUGAAAACCACAAAACUAGAGCUUCCUGUCUCAGAUGGAAAGAGACCUGGGAAGGCAACACAGCUCAGCCUGGGGCUCUGGGAAAUCCCACCUCUCAUUUGAGGCUUUGUGAUUUAGGAAAGGGAGGCUGACAGGCAAGGUCACAAGGAGUCAGGCGCUUGCUCUGCUCAGAGGCCUCCUCCUGGUCUAGAUAGCAGUGAGCCUGAGCUGGGAGGCAACUUGCUCCAUGGAGAAGGGGACUGGGGGAGGGAAGGGUCAGGUAACACUACCUACCUUCUGGGUGGUGUUUUCACCUACAAAUGCAAACCUGAAUACUUAGAGCCUGAAGGGAAGUCUGGGAAAGAAACACCAGCAAAGCAAGAAGUGAACCAACUGGCCUUGGGAGGCUGGGAGCUGAGCCACCCUGGACAUCCUGCUUCCAGAGCCCAGGGGUUUCCCAAACCUCCGGGCAUGGGCUCUAGGUUCUCAGUUCCUGAAUACAGGACUGACAGGCUCUUUGGCCUAGCAUCCACCCUGGCAGGCAGGCAGAAGCAAUAUUCCAGGAGAGAAACUGUGUGCCAGGCCGACCUACCAGGUGGCUGCCAUCAAAAUGAAUUCUGCUGGGUUUGUAUUCUAAGGUUUGAAGCUCAUGAAACGGUGGGUACAGUAACACCCUCCCUUUGGCCCGGCAGUUUGUCCUGAGGGGACUACACAGCAUCUAUAGCCAGUAGGUCACACACUGCUCAGCCCUUGCUUUGCUUGGCCCACUUCACAGUUCAAGAACCUCCAUCAGCCUGGGCUAAGCCAGCACCUUGCCCUCUGAAGCUGUGGUCUUCUAAAUAGACCCCAGCACAGACAUGCAGCUUGGGCUGGGUCUA